Molecule: messenger RNA, 279 nt
Organism: Trematosphaeria pertusa
Lineage: Eukaryota; Fungi; Ascomycota; Dothideomycetes; Pleosporales; Trematosphaeriaceae
Exons: 2
Coding region: 1-279 (92 amino acids)
Source: RefSeq, a predicted model, not a curated record
AUGAGUGCCUUCCCCAACGAUCCGAAGACGCAGGUUAUGCGCCAGGUGCAGCAGGAAGCCGCCAUGCAGAAUGCGCGCAUGCUGGUCGAGAAACUUAACGAACACUGCUUCGAGCGCUGCGUACCCAAGCCCGGCACCUCACUCUCGAAAGGCGAAGAGUCCUGCUUCACGGCCUGCAUGGAGAAGUACAUGUCCGCCUGGAAUACCGUCUCGAAAACGUACGUCGCCCGGAUACAGAAGGAGUCGCAGCAGGCCAGCGGUCUUCAGAACACUUUCUAG